Messenger RNA from Salmo salar (Atlantic salmon), 2522 nucleotides. It is a transcript of the gene ppox, whose product is annotated as protoporphyrinogen oxidase. The record is from RefSeq and is marked provisional. Gene Ontology annotation, biological process: heme biosynthetic process. Gene Ontology annotation, cellular component: mitochondrial inner membrane. Gene Ontology annotation, molecular function: protoporphyrinogen oxidase activity, oxygen as acceptor. Lineage: Eukaryota; Metazoa; Chordata; Actinopteri; Salmoniformes; Salmonidae.
CAACGUUAUGUCACGGAGGUUCGUAUGAGUCGUGACUCCAACUUUAGACCGUAAAAGCUGGGCAUCCUAGGGUUGAAUGCAGAAGACGGUGGCUGUCCUGGGAGGGGGGAUCGGGGGCUUGUCAGCCUGCUUCCACCUCAGCAAGAGCCCCCAGGUCUCCAAGAUAGUGCUGCUGGAGGGGGAUGGACGGUUCGGAGGCUGGCUAAGCUCAACUCGUAGGGAGGAUGGAGCUGUGUUUGAACAUGGACCCAGAGGGAUACGACCUGCAGGAGCCGUGGGACGAAACACACUCAACAUGGUGGAAGAGUUGGGGCUGGAGAGCGAGGUCCUCCCAGUCACCUAUGAUCACGUGGCCUCUAAGAACCGUUACCUCUACGUGGGAGGCCAGCUACACAAGAUGCCUUCUGGCUUAGGUGGAGUAGUGCGUACAGUCCCUCCGUUCUCUCGUCCUCUGAUCCAGAGCGUACUGAAGGAGAUACUGAUCAGCAGAGGAAAGGAGGAGGAUGAGUCUGUUCAUUCCUUCGUGUCGAGAAGGCUGGGCACUGAGCUUGCAGACAUUGCCAUCGACAGCCUGUGCAGGGGAGUGUUUGCAGGGGACUGCAGGAAGCUGAGUGUGCGCUCUUGUCUCCCGCCACUCUACAACGCAGAGAAGGCCAGAGGUUCCAUCGUACUGGGGUUGUUGCUGGGCUCAGGCCCUGGACCAGACGUACCCCCCUCUACCCUGGCCAAGAGGGCCGCUCAGGAGAACUGGGCCCAGUGGUCACUGAAGAGGGGCUUACAGAACCUUCCAGAAGCCCUGGAGGAGAGGAUGAGGAAUGGGGGAUGUGUAGAGGUGCACAGAGACACCCCUGUGACGGGGCUAAGUACUAAUGGCACCGGCUGGGAGAUUCAACUGGAGGACGGCACCAUCAAAGCUGAUCAUAUCAUUUCUGCUCUACCCGCAAAAGCUCUGGCCUCAGCACUGCCCUCUGCUGCACAGCCCCUGUCACAGCAGCUACUGGAGAUCGCCACAGUGACCGUUGCCGUGGUAAACCUGGAGUACGAGGGUUCCGUCCUGCCUGUCACGGGCUUUGGCCACCUGGUGCCAUCCUCAGAAGACAGAGGUCUCCUAGGGGUGGUCUAUGACUCUGUGCCCUUCCCCCAGCACAACCGCACUGUAGGACCCACCACCAGACUAACAGUGAUGAUGGGCGGGGCCUGGUUCCAGGAAGUGUUUGGAAAUCCAGAUGAAGUGACUGAGCAGCUCCUCCUGGAUAGGGCCACCCAGGCCGUGACAUCACACCUGGGCGUUACCACACCACCUAUCUGGAGCAUCGUUGCACUACUCAAGGACUGCAUUCCUCAAUAUUACCUUGGACACUGGAAACGACUUGAAAAUAUGAGACAAUACAUCAGAGACCACAAUCUACCCCUUAGUCUGGCUGGGUCCUCUUAUGACGGCGUCUCGGUCAAUGAUGUCAUCUUCAGUGGACGGACGGCAGCAGAGGGCCUUGUGGGAAAAGUCUAACCAGACGUUCAGGUUCCAACCAUGGAUAUAAGCUUAUAUUGUGAAGAGAUCUUGUUUUUUUUCCUCAUCGCAUUGCGUUCUACAUUUACUUUUGCUUUUACACAACUGUAUCACAACCGGCCAUGAUUGGGAGUCCCAUAGGGCGGCGCACAAUUGGCCCAGCGUCGUCCGGGUUUGGCCGUCAUUGUAAAUAAGAAUUUGUUCUUAACUGACUUGCCUAGUUAAAUAAAGGUCACGCAAUAUCCUUGAUUUAUAAGCAACAUAUUUAUGAAGUUUUCCAUUUCUAUCUCAUUUGGACAAAGUACAGCUUAAACCUCUAGAGAUGAUUCUAUCAGAAACAAACUCUGUCUGAGACAUCACCACUAGCCUGGAAAUCACAGGUAACCCACAGAACAGUUCUCGUUCUAAUAAAAUAUUGUUUUUGAACUAAAGGGCUGGAUGAAGUUAUAUGUAGUCACUAUGUAAAAGGGAACCACAAUCUGAACUGUUUUUGGGUGAUCUGUCCCCGUAAGCUUACUUCAAGGAUUUAAUUUUCAGAAUGUAGAGUAACAUUUUAAAUUCAGGAUGAGAUUUCAUCUUUUAGUUAUGGUGCCUUUUUGCUAACAGAAAUUACCACCCCUUCAUGAAUGUACAGGCAUAUUUGAUGUGGGAGACAUGUUAAAGAUGUGAUAAUCAGUGGUGUGUAUAUCCCUACUCUCCCUACUCAGCCAUCUAUUUUUUUACCCUAUCCUCUCUGUGAAUAUAGCAGACAAAAAUCUAUUAUUAAUAUUAUGGUAAAGUAUGUGCGCUGAUGUUUCAUCACCGUGGUAACAGAACCGCACAGACUGAUGUGAUGAUCUCGAUAUGGUGAUCUAUUAUGUAUUUGGAAUCUAAUUACAGUAAUGGAAACUUUAAUUUAUAGCGUGUACGUACAGUGGCAAGUGGAUGGCUUGAUAAUGUAUUUUUAUACAAGUUUAUUAAAUUAAACUGUAUUAUUUGAAGAAUGUUGCAGAGCAAUAAAUAUGAUGCUUUAUCA